AGAGAGAGAGAGAGAGAGAGAGAGAGAGAGAGAGAGAGAGAGAGAGAGAUGAAGGAGGAGAUGACAACCAGCAAAGACGAAUCGAUCAGAGUGCGAACUGCAAUCCGCUGCGCCAGAGCUACGAUGCUCCUCUAUUCACUCGCAUCAUCCCGAGCCACCAUCGAUACCGCCGGCGAGCAGGAGGAAGGAGAGACACGAAGAGAACUAGAGGAUCUGAGGAGAAGGCUUGCGAUAGAGAAGAAAAGGAGGAAUCGGAUUAAGCUUUGCAGCUUGAUGGAGCUGGUUCUUCUCGUCGUUUUGGUUCUCUUGCUUUCCACUUUCUUCCUUGUCUUCUUUCUCCGAUCUCCUUGAUCUCUUCCCCUUUGGAAUCAAUGUCUGUAUCAGCUUUUGCUAUGGUUCCAGUUCCACCGCAUUUUCUUAUGUAUUAGGUUUUCAUGAUUGUUCAUAAACAGCGUUUGCUUUUAAAUCGUUACGAUUUCAU
Eutrema salsugineum is the source of this 481-nucleotide messenger RNA. RefSeq lists its product as uncharacterized. The record is from RefSeq and is a predicted model, not a curated record. The coding region runs from base 49 to 351 and encodes 100 amino acids. Lineage: Eukaryota; Viridiplantae; Streptophyta; Magnoliopsida; Brassicales; Brassicaceae. The transcript is spliced from 2 exons.